This is a messenger RNA of Neoarius graeffei (lesser salmon catfish), 2437 nucleotides long. It is a transcript of the gene srfbp1, whose product is annotated as serum response factor binding protein 1. Gene Ontology annotation, biological process: maturation of SSU-rRNA. The transcript has 3 exons. The coding region runs from base 280 to 2280 and encodes 666 amino acids. The record is from RefSeq and is a predicted model, not a curated record. Gene Ontology annotation, cellular component: 90S preribosome; nucleus. NCBI's taxonomy places the organism in Eukaryota, Metazoa, Chordata, Actinopteri, Siluriformes, Ariidae.
GUCGAGGCCGGUGAUACACCCUUUAAUGUCAGAAAUAUCUUACAAAGAAGUAAUGGGAAAAUUUUAUCUUAUUUGUUUACUUUUUUUGAAAAACACAGGAUUAUUAAAAUUUCUAGAUAAGAAGCAACUCCUGUUCCACACUCCAGUCCAGCGGUGGCGGUAAUACACCCAAACAGCUGUCAACCGCCAUAUAAAUCAGAAGGAGAGAGAGCGAGAGAGAGGAGAGCAGCGCAGUACAGCACGCGGUGUUGAAGUGAUCUACAUAAAGGCAGGAGAAAGAUGCCGGCAGCACUAAACCUCAGCAGUGAGGUGGUGAAGAUGAGAGCCGAGGUGAAGCGGGUGAGGGUGCUCAUCAUCCGCAAGCUCACCCGCCAGAUGGCCACUCUGAAGAAGAAGAAAGGGACUGAAGCUGACCUGGAGAGGAACCAGAGGAGAGCAGCGAGGUUGCUCGAGGAGAUCCACGAACUGAAGGCACUCGCACCAGACAGCGUCACCAAGGCUGCCCUGCAGAGUGACAUCAGCUUUGAGAAGGUGUGCCAGAAUAAAGACUCCAGCCUGUCGGAACGCGCCACAGCCCGCAUCGCCACACACCCCAAGUUCAGCAAGAGAAUCCAGAGCAUCAAAAACGCCAUCGAAGCCUUUAAAGCAGAGAGGAUAAAUGCUGAAAGAGCUGAAAAGAAGAAAGAAGGAAAAUCUAGAGAUGCUGAACAACAAGAGAGAGAAUCAGAUCGAGACAGUGAUGAUGAUGAUGAAGAAGAUGGAUCAGAUGAUGAUGGUUCCUCUCAAAAUGUCCAGAAAUCAGAUGAAGUGAAAUUAAAGGAGCCAGCAAAGGAGAAUAAGGAUCACGUCACAAUAAAAGAGAGCUCCUCAGAAACAGGUAGAACUCCAACUGAGGUGGUGAGGAUGAGGAAGGAAGUGAAGAAACUCCGGGUGCUAGUUAUCCGGGAUCUCACCCAUCAGAUCACCAGUCUCAAGAAGACAAAGGCUGAAGAGUCUGAGCUAAAAGGGAACAUGGAGUGUGUGGCACGGCUGCAAAAAGAAGUGCAGAUUUUGAGAACGCUUCUACCUGACCACAUUACCACCAGAGCUCUCGAGGGGAACAUUGACAUGGAGAAGGUGUUCCAGGAUCCAGAGUCUAGUGCAGUGGAGAAAGCAACAGCACGAAUCGCUACACACCCAUACUUUGUGAAGAAGCUUCAAGAUGUCCGACAAGCCAUUGAAGAAGAGAAGAAAAAGACCAUAAAGGCUGGAGAAGAGAAUAAGGAUAGUAGUGAGAUGAUGAAGGCUGAAGAUAGUGAUGGUGAGGUUGAAGAAGAAGAGGAGGAGGAGGAGGAGGAGGAAGAAAUGGCUAGUGAUGAUAACGAGGAGAAGGGGAAGACACUUCCAACCUUGAAGGUAAUUCCAAGGUCUCCAGUUAGAAAGCCACCAGAGAACGCCAAGUUGGCUUCUGCAAAAGAGAAAUCACAAGGAGUCAAGCUGGAAAAAGCUGUCAGAAGUCCUGCAAACCCAAAACCUACAUCCAAACCAGCUGUCAAAGCAGUCCAGAGUCUGCGAUCAAAGAGCAAAAAAACAGCACCACCAAUGAAACAAGUCUCCAAAACUGAUUCCAAGAAACCAGAAAACAGAAAGGACAAAGAAGAGUCGGAUUUGUCCGAUUCUGACGAAGAGAGAGAGUAUUUCGACGACAGCACCGAAGAACGUUUCCACAAGCAGUCGUCUUAUUCAGAGCAGAGCGAUGACGACAACGACUUCUUCCUCGGCAAAGUGAGCAAACUGAAGAAGAAGAAAAGCGACACUACACCCGGAAAGGAAAAAACAAACCUGGACCCUAACCAGGCUCGAGAGAAAGAGGCUCGCGAGACACCUCCAUUCAAAAUGCAGUCAGUCUUCUGCUCCACUUUGUCCAAAUCCAGCAGCUCCUUUCAGAAGGGUUCACAGCGUGGUCCAAAGCCAGCGUGUUUCCAGAACCGGAAACAUUCACAAGGUGACGAGAAAGCAUCAUGGGUUAAAAGCCAAGGUUCUGGAAGGGAAAAAAGGCCUCCGGGAUUUAAAAAUCAGACGCCUGGGUCCAGAGAGGGUUCAAAUCAGAAAAGUCCAAAAGGAGGUAAAAGUGGAAAACCUGCAUUUGAGAGGAAAACCGUGCCAUUUAAUAAAGCAGGGAAACAUUCCCAGCAGGCCCUGCAUCCAUCAUGGGAAGCCAGCAGGAAGAGGAAGGAGCAACAGGCUCAGAUCACAGCUUUCCAAGGGAAAAAGAUCAAAUUUGAUGACUAUGAUGAUUAACAUUUCUUUGGAACGUCCUUUAUUUGUUCAGACGUUUUACGAUGUCAGAAGAUAUGUCUUUUAAGUUCAUUUGUUCAUGUUGACGUUACAAUGGUUGAACACCUUUUCAUAGCUGUAUGUCUGUGUAAAUCGUAAAUAAAAUGUAAAUGUGUUUUUA